AUGCUCGCCCCCCCAGAGCCCCUCCUGCGCAUGGGCAGCAGCAGCAGCACCGCCACGCCCCGCAGCGCGCAGCCCGGCUCCGCCACAGGCGGCGCCGCCGCGUCCACCUCGGCCGCCGUGGGGCGCUCCCCCGCCACCAGCCGCCCCGGCGCGGCGCAGACGAUCCGCGCGCACUCUCGGCUGACAACGUGGCUGGCACGCGCCCAGUCGGUGCAGCAGCACGUGCUUUGGGAGGAGGAGCGGCUGGAGGGGCAGCUGGUGUCGCUGGCGGCGCGGCAGCAGCUGCUGGCCGGGAUCGUUCUCAGCCUGCCGGUCGACUCGGGGGCGGGCGGCGCGCACGGCGGCGCGGCGCGCAUGAGGCGCAAGCUGCUGGAGGAGGAGCGCCGCGUCGAGUCCGAGGCGGACGCGCUGCAGGCGCGCGGCGCGGCCCUGGCCGCCUGCUCCGCGCGGCUGGCGUCGACGCUGGAGCUGCUGGCGGGGCCGAGCCGCAUGGGGGACGACGAUAAGCUGGGGCUGCUGCAGCUGCUGCUUGCUGACGUGGCGGACCGGCUGCAGCUGUGGGACCAGCUGGAGGCGCUGGACGGCCUGCCACACCUGGGACAUGUCGGCGCGACGCUGCGCAACAUGGCCGAGCAGGAGGGCCGCGGCGCCGACCAACCGCAGCCACCGCCCCCGCCCCAGCCCCCGGCCUACCAUCCCUACCCACAGCCGCUGCACCACUCCCAGCAGCAGCUGCAGCCCCACCACAGGCCGCCGCAGCAGCACCAGCAACAACACCCGCCACACCCGCACCUUCACCCGUUCCAGCAGGCCCACCAACACCACCCGCAGCGGGGCGGCGCCGGCAGGUAUGACGCCGCGACCGAGACCGCCGGCACGCUUGGCAGCCGCCCCGCCGUAACCGCCGAGGGGCAGUUUCAAAACGACCCGGACCACGAGCUGUACACUACGAUGGCGUCGAUCUUCUCCGCUGAGCUUUCAGAUGACGGGCCGCUGCUCGGCCCUGAUGAGGGGCAGCAGCGCCGAGGGGGAGUGGUGCAUGACGAGCAUGACGCCGAGGGCCCUCCGGAGCGGCGCCGCGGCGACGGCGGCGGGGGUGCCGGCGGCGCCAAGGAAGACCAGCUCGCGCCGCUGCCCGUCCUGGCGCAGGCGCACCACCGGCCCCCGUCCCGCGGCGGCCGGCCCGGCGGGGCCGGCACCGGCGCCGGCGGCGCGGGGACGCCUGCGCGGAUGCUGCGGCGCCGGGGGCUGUCCCUUGACCUUCCGGGUGCCCACAGGGAGCUGGCAGAGUCGCUGGCCGCCACAGGGGCCCUCGCGGGGCCGGAGGAGGCGGAGGCCUUCUCCACGGCCUUUGAGCGCCUCGCGCAGCAUGCGGGCGCGGCUCAGCCGAUGACGUCGGUCGCGGCCGCGCACGUGCGCGGGGGCGCCGUCGCCGCCAUCCACGCGGCCGUUUUGGAGCACAGUGCGAGCGGUGGCGGCGGCGGCGAAGACUCAUGCCAAGGGGCGGUUGUUUCGAGUCACUUGGAGGAGGCGCAGCGUCAGCAGCGGCAGAAGCAGAUGUGCCAGCAGCUUCCGGCCGGCGACCAGCCGCUCGAGGCGGCCGCUUCCAAGGAAGCACCACACUCGGGCCAACCGCGCAGCGUGGCGGCUCAGGGUGUCAUCAACGCACUCGCGGCUUCUGCAGGCGGCGCCCUGGCCGAUGCUGGUGCCAAGGGCGCACCUGCCCAACGGCCGCAGCAGCCGGACGCGGCUCUGCAGGGCGGCGGCGCGGGCUCUGAGGGCGGCGCUGGUGGCGAGGGCUCGGGGGCGGGCGCGCAUGGCGCCGUCAUCGGCGGCGGCGCGCUCGCCGGGAUGACAGUUCGCGACCUUUUGGGCCUUCUGGUGACGACGCUGCAGCAGCAGGGUGACGCUGGGGCCAGCAGCGUGGCCGACGUGCCGGUGGGGCGCCUGCUGGCGCAGCAAGGGACCUUGGAGUGA
Monoraphidium neglectum is the source of this 1977-nucleotide messenger RNA. RefSeq lists its product as hypothetical. Gene Ontology annotation, biological process: regulation of transcription by RNA polymerase II. Gene Ontology annotation, cellular component: nucleus; aryl hydrocarbon receptor complex. NCBI's taxonomy places the organism in Eukaryota, Viridiplantae, Chlorophyta, Chlorophyceae, Sphaeropleales, Selenastraceae. Bases 1 to 1977 code for a protein of 658 amino acids. The record is from RefSeq and is a predicted model, not a curated record. Gene Ontology annotation, molecular function: transcription cis-regulatory region binding; nuclear receptor activity. The transcript has 4 exons.